CUUUUCCCAAGCGGGGUCGGUGUUAAGCUUGUAAGCAAUCCAGUAGCGCAACGACGCAGCAAGAAUAUCCAUGAAUGGCGUUCCCGGCGUAAUGACGUUGCUAUCCCAUGUCUUCUGGAUGACCUGCUCCUGGAUAUCUGCAUCUGCCUUGUUGCCGUUCUGCUUUGCGAGCAUCUUCCGGAAUUCUUCCUUCUUCUCAUCCGCCUCCCUGGCUUCCUGUGCUGAGCGGAAACGACGGGCUCGUUGCUGGUUCAUCUUUGCGCGUGGUGCGACACCAUCUAGAUCACGAAACGUACACCAACAGCGAUCAUCAAAAGCUUCCUUGGGCGGACCAUGUUCACCACCCGGUCGGUGUACUUGAAGAUCUCGAGCAUCAUCUCCUGCUCGUUCGCCGGCGGAGGCUUUCCUUCCGGGUGAGUACAUGGGUGAACAAUACCGUUCAUAUCCAAGUACAGAUUAUCCAUCUCAUCUCCAUUGGGGUUAGGACGCGUGGUGUCCACGGGGACCUCUUCGCCGUUGACUUCGGAAGGAAGCUCCUCGAUAACGGGGGAGAUAA
This is a messenger RNA of Aspergillus ibericus CBS 121593, 556 nucleotides long. RefSeq lists its product as uncharacterized. The coding region runs from base 71 to 361 and encodes 96 amino acids. NCBI's taxonomy places the organism in Eukaryota, Fungi, Ascomycota, Eurotiomycetes, Eurotiales, Aspergillaceae. The transcript has 2 exons. The record is from RefSeq and is a predicted model, not a curated record.